ACAUUUAUAUACAUUCAUUAGCUCCCUAUAUACAUUUAUAUACAUACAUUAGCUCCCUAUAGAUAUAUAUUUAUAUACAUUCAUUGGCUCCCUAUAAACAUUUAUAAACAUACAGACAGUCCCUUCUGGCUCAGUAGAAUAUCUUCAUAUACAUUGCAUCCUUAUAUAUAUUUAUAUAUACAUACAAAGACUGGCUCAGUAGAAUAUCUAAAUUUACAGCAUUUCCACAUACACAGCACAGUCUUUAAUAUAAUACAGUGUCUACAUCCAAUGAUCUCACCUGCCGUCAGAAAUCCAGGACUACAUCGGGCCAGGCAGAGAUCAUCCUCCCAUAAUACUUGUUUAUAGACGCUGUCAGUCUUUCUCCGCUGCACAGUAAGUAUAUAUUCACACAGACGGCACUCUCCGGAACACUACAUACUCCCACGUACAUUGUAGCUAAUUGGAAGGUUUAAUCGGUUCUUUACAACGUUACACGCAGUGUUAGUUUAAUGUGAGUGCCCCCAGUCCUGAAAUAUACAGCAACAUAGCUCAGAUAUUCCUCCACCAGCUCAUUCUCAACCACCCUAGCUACAUAAAUAAUCCGUGUUGUAAAUUUCUGCAUAGGAUUAGGUCACUUUUUGUUAACAUUCACAUAGAGCUCACUUCUGGUCUGAAGAAUAUGUACAGAUAGUUAUCUAUUUCUCAAAUACAACAUUCUCACCUCCCUACAUACAUAGUUUGUCUCCAUCAUUCCCUAACAUACCCAGCUAGCCCCCACACCAGCAACUCUGCCACUUUCCCUGGCACAUAAGGGACUCCAGGCAGAUUAGGCUUCACGGCAGCACGUUCUUAUACAAGAAACACCUGCGCAACUGCCUUCACCCUCACAUUACAUCCCCCCCAAGGUACAAAACACCCUCUCACCAUUUCAUACAUCCCAUAACAGCUCUGCAUCCCCAAGCCAGUCUCGAACUGCGGAUUAGAUAAAGAGGACAAGAAGAACAGCCAAUUCGUUUCCAUGGACAACACGUCCAUCAUCACCCAGGUCUCGAACCCCAAGGAGGAGGGAAUCCUGUCCUGUGCCCAGGAAAAGGUCUCCCAAUGCAAUAUUAGCCUAAAAAAGCAACGGAACAGAAGCAUCUUCAGCUCCUUAUUCUGCUGUUUCCGCAGUUACAGCGUAGAGCCACCAACCUCAAAUAAUAACAGUAGCCCUCUUCCUCCACUGGUGGAAGAAAAUGGGGGCAUUCAGAAGGGUGAUCAGACUCAAGCCCUUACCACUCCCAGUCCACCUGCUAAAUACCUCCUUCCUGAACUGAAAGUGUCAGAUUAUGGGAAGAUGUGCGUGGUCAUUGACCUGGAUGAAACCUUAGUGCACAGUUCAUUUAAGCCUAUAAACAAUGCAGACUUCAUUGUUCCAGUUGAAAUAGACGGAACAAUACAUCAGGUCUACGUGUUAAAAAGACCUCAUGUGGAUGAAUUUCUUCAAAAAAUGGGCGAGCUGUUUGAAUGCGUUCUCUUCACGGCCAGUCUUGCAAAGUAUGCUGAUCCCGUGGCUGAUCUGCUAGACCGCUGGGGAGUGUUCAACUCGCGACUAUUCCGAGAAUCCUGCGUUUUUCACAGGGGAAACUACGUCAAAGAUUUAAGCCGUUUAGGAAGAGAACUGAGCAAAGUGAUUAUAAUCGAUAACUCUCCUGCGUCGUAUAUCUUCCAUCCAGAGAAUGCAGUUCCUGUACAGUCUUGGUUCGAUGACAUGACGGAUACAGAGCUGCUCGAUCUCAUUCCUUUCUUCGAGGAACUGAGCAAAGAAGAAAAUGUUUACAACAUGCUUAAUAAGCUAUGUAACAGGUAGCCCUGGCCCAGCUCUCUGUCGUCAAAAAGCUGUGAAUUGUAACAGCUUCAGACUGAGCCCCGUCUCUGACACUUCUCCACCCUGACAUGUUUUGCUCUGAACCAAUACUCUCUGCCAAACACACAAAUCCAUCCCCAGAAGAUCAGUUCUUUGGAAGGGUGCGAGUGAUGCCGUUCAGCCUUUCACGACUCCAUUCAACUCAAUUCUGGAACCAGUCGAGUAAAACAUUUUGUUGUGGAAUGGACAAGCAACUUGCCACUCCUCCGGCAUCUUUGGGGGGGGAGGGGGGCACAGGACAGUGGAAAGAGAAUAUUUUUAAAAUAAACUUUUUGUCUCUAAUUUUUCUUAAAAUUGAUAAGGACUUUCAGGCUUUUAUAACCAGAAUAAAAACAACACACCAAAUGAAACUGAUUCUACAAAGAAGAAUACAGUAAACGGUUGAUGCUAAAACAUCUUUUCCUCGCCCCUCUGUGGUUGGUCCCUACACUAUGCAGACUGUGCGCUCCCCUUUGCUUGGAGCAGUUGACCUGACUCUAGUCCGUUUUCUUUCUUACAGGAUGAAGUGCCUUUUUGAGUGUCAAUUUUAAAACAAAAAAAGAUAAAAAAGUUACAUUUUCUACAGACCCGUAAUCUUUAUCGACACACUUCGAACGGUGAAUCUUUAUAAAAGCACUCUCAUUUAUGCCAACGCAAGGAUAACUAACAGGUGCAGUGCGGGUUGCAUGACACCAAAACUAUAAGACUUUUUAAUGAUUCACAUAUCGAGAUUUUUGCUGUUUUUUUUUGUUAAUGCCGUUUGGACAUCACUUAAUUUAACUGGACUGCCGCCCCACCAUCUAUUGUGUUUUGGUCAGCCCAUUUAACAAACGUUUGUGGUGGCUAAUUAAUUUUCCUUCCUCUGCUUCCGCACAACUCCAUUCCUAGGUUAUGUUUUUGUCUUCAGCCCCCAACUUUUUUUUUUUUGCUUCAAAAGAAUAGGAAGGACCAGAGAAACCUUCAGUGCUAUGAUGUAAAGAAAAUGGUCUUGGAUGAAAAAAGAAUCUAUUUAUUGAUGAGGAGUUUUCCUUUUGAUUGAGAAAAUAAGCUGGAUGCUUUGAAUUAUUUGUACAAGGUUUUAUUUUUUUAACUGCUGCUACUUGUUUAAGUCGCCAAAUGAUGUUGACUACCGGCUGUCAAACUGUUCUUUGCCACUGUGCCUAUGCUUUGAAUACAUUCACAGUUUGCUGCAAACUCAGGCAGUACAUGAAGCAGACAGGUAUCCCCGGCCCGCCAAACUUUCUGCAUAUUUUAUACCCUCCUAUUGCGCUCUCUCCUAUCUUUACCGCAGGUAUGUGUAUUUUCCUCAGGAACAAAUUCCUUCUUCAGUUUUAUUUGUUCUUCAUUUUACAGCAUUUAAAGGAGAAGGAAAGCUACCAAGGCAAGUUUAUUGCCAAUAGAUUAGCCACAACAGUGCAAGCUAGAAUGCCAUUUUUGUUCUUUAGAAUGCUUUUUAAUACCGGAGUAAACAGCUCUAGAAGCUCUCUUUUGUUCAGGACCGCAGCUGUCAUAUUAGCUUGGUGUGAUGUCACUUCCUGAGUCUCUCCCUGCUCACUCAUAGCUCUGCGCUCAGAUUACAGCAGGGAUGGGAGGAGGGAAGGGGAGAGAAGCAAACUGAGCAUGCUCAAGCCCUAGCCCUGCAGGUUUAAACCUGAAAACAGGAAGUCUGAUACAGAAGCCCUUGAGUACACAAUAGAAGGAAAGAAAUGUGAUGUUUCUUUUAACAGAGGAAUCAGAGCAGCAUUACUUUGAGGGUUUACUGGUGUAUUUAUAUAGACCUUUCUGAUAAAGCUUGCUUACCUUUAACUUUCCUUCUCCUUUAAGAAUUCCAGUGGAACCUUUCUGGGGCAUAUAUUCUCUGUAUGUCUGCACAUGCCGAGCACUGGACAGAUAACUCUUUUACAGGGAAAAUAUACCCUAUUUGUAGUUGUAUUUUAACUCUUGUUUAUUUUGCUGUAAGAUUGUAACAUAUAAGGGCGCAGCUUGUGUGCACAGUAUAUACUUUGUCUGCUUUUAUUGCAUUCUUACAUAUGAGCGAGGUUACAUUAUGCUUUUCUUAGCCGUGGCAUUCUCUUUGUAUUAAUGUCUGCGGAGAAUGUCUCUGUAAGGUAAGCAAUAUACAGCAGCUUCUGCUCAUAUGUAUGUAUGUAGGCAGAUAACGGUUUUGUGUGUAUAAACAGAAAGCUACCCGACAUAAACAUUACAAGAUUGGGUUUCUAUGGCCCUAAACAUUCAAAGAGUGUUAUGUUUUAAUUACUAAUGAGAAGCCACCAUUAAAUUUGUAUUCUUACUUUUCUAUCCCUCUGGCGAAUCUUAAGUUGUUUUGUUUUUUUUAUUAAAUCUCUGUUCCUUUUUUCUUUGCCACUGUACUGGUCUCGGUUUGCAGCGUUUCUCGGUGAAAGUCUUGUAAACAGUAUCCUGAUGUUUGUAAUAAAACUCGGUGCGUAUUCAUCGUUUUUAAAAAAAAAAAAAAAAAAAAAAAAAAAUCCUGUUUUAUGUUUUUUUUUGCUUUUUGUUACAAAGUGCGGAUUCUUUUUCUGUUAAGAUAGAUCAUGCACUGGCAAGUUCUAUUCUCCCAAGGAGUGUACAUUUUGCUUGAUACUGUUUUAUGUAUGUAUCAUGUAUACAGUGCCAAACAAUGUAUCCUGCACUUUACAACUGGCAAUAAAAUAAAGGGGAAGUGGCAA
Xenopus laevis (African clawed frog) is the source of this 4554-nucleotide messenger RNA. RefSeq names its product CTD small phosphatase like L homeolog (gene ctdspl.L). The coding region runs from base 1001 to 1831 and encodes 276 amino acids. The transcript has 8 exons. Lineage: Eukaryota; Metazoa; Chordata; Amphibia; Anura; Pipidae. Gene Ontology annotation, biological process: regulation of transcription by RNA polymerase II. Gene Ontology annotation, molecular function: phosphatase activity; RNA polymerase II CTD heptapeptide repeat phosphatase activity; protein serine/threonine phosphatase activity. The record is from RefSeq and is a predicted model, not a curated record.